This is a messenger RNA of Meloidogyne enterolobii, 1311 nucleotides long. The record is from the annotation of a GenBank genome assembly. NCBI's taxonomy places the organism in Eukaryota, Metazoa, Nematoda, Chromadorea, Rhabditida, Meloidogynidae.
AAAUUAAUGGAGGGUGAUUGUAAUAAUAAUACAACAAUUAAUAACGAAAGUAAUAAAUAUGAAAUUAGAAAAAAUAAAGGUAUUAGUGAUAAUAUUUCAAUUAGUGGAAGACAUUCUUUUUGUGGGGGAAAUGAAGCAAGAAUAGAAGAGAAUAAAGAAAAAGAUGAAAGCGAUCGUAUGAAACAGCUAUUCAAAAUAGCAUUGCCUCACAUUUGUUUAUACGUAAUUUUAUGUUUAUAUCUUUUGGUAGGUGCUUGGGCAUUUGCUAGAAUUGAACAUAGAGCUGAAAGAUUAGAACAAAGCAAAAGACUUUUACAAAUUUCAAAUAUUUAUGAACAAAUAACUUCUUCAAUUGACGAAGAAUGCUCUUCCUCUUUUAUUCAAAAUCCAGAAAAUUCACAAAAACGAUUUAAUUCAAAACUUUUAAGAGAAGGAAUUUACUCUUCCCUAUCACGCCUCUCACAAUUUUUUGAAGGCCCACAAUUUCGGUUGAGUGCCUCAGAAGAACCUGUACUUGAUAAAAUACUCCCACCAAGAUGGGAUCCAAUGUCCUCAACUCUAUAUGCCCUCUCUAUUUUGACAACAACUGGUUAUGCCUCAGCAACACUAAUGACUCCAUUCGGUCAAUGGUUGUCAAUAGGCUAUGGAUUGUUAGGAAUUCCAUUAACUGUUUUAGCUGCUGUAGAUAUUGGCCGUUUUUUGUCAGAUGUUGUAUUGGCUAUAUAUGAUAGAAUUUUGCGUACUUUUCGUCGUUUACGUAAACUAUGCUGUCGAAUACGUCGUCGGCGUACAGGACCAGUUACUUUACAAAAUAUAGAAACAAAUGUAGCAUUUAAUACAUCAUCACAACCUUCACUUGCCAAUCGUCGGCGACAUAAACAAUUGGUUGUAAAUGCAUUACCAAAUAAAAACAAACAAAAAUCUAAAACAAAUGAAAGUGUGAAAAAUGAGGAAACUAAACGUCGCCUUCCUUUAUCUGUUAAUGCUGCAAUUUUAUUAUUGUUUUGUAUGCUUGGUGGUUGGGGCUUUUUUGUUACUUUUAAUCUCGUCGCAAACCUAACAAUGAGUGAAAUGCCUACACACAUAUCUUAUUUAAUGACUUUAAUUUAUAUUUUUGUUUUCGUAUUUUUUGGACUAGCAGUAUUGUCUAUGUGUGCAGAUUUGGCUGCUAGUGAAUUGAAAUGGAUGUUUUUAAAAAUUCAUUAUUUUGGAAGAAAAAUUAAUUGGGCAAAGAGGAGAGCUAAUAAAAGGAAACAACAACAAAUGGAGGCUCGAAAAAAGAAAUAUUUUCUAAAUAAAAUUUUAUUUUAA